This is a messenger RNA of Aspergillus pseudotamarii, 886 nucleotides long. RefSeq names its product Zn(II)2Cys6 transcription factor domain-containing protein. Gene Ontology annotation, molecular function: DNA-binding transcription factor activity, RNA polymerase II-specific; zinc ion binding. NCBI's taxonomy places the organism in Eukaryota, Fungi, Ascomycota, Eurotiomycetes, Eurotiales, Aspergillaceae. The record is from RefSeq and is a predicted model, not a curated record. Gene Ontology annotation, cellular component: nucleus. The transcript is spliced from 2 exons. The coding region runs from base 20 to 604 and encodes 194 amino acids. Gene Ontology annotation, biological process: regulation of DNA-templated transcription.
CCUCAUCGUACACGUCACGAUGCCUCUUCAGCCCCUGUCAUGUAUUCAUUGCCGUGAGCAAAAGCGCAAAUGCUCACGAGAAACUCCCACCUGUAGUCGGUGCCACCAGUUGAGGUUCGACUGUGCGUAUCCGUCCAGGUGGCGCGGACGUCGACUAGAACCGCGUGGCCCAAACAGCUCGGGCAACAGAAAUGCGUUAUCGAUCACCACCAACGGAUAUCUGAUCGCUAAGGCUGCUGGACUGGAACUAGUGGAUGCCUACUGUGUACUCUUUAUCCCAUCAAGUUUUAUCUGUCACCCUUCCCGACUGAAAGCUCGAUACAAUGAUGGUAAUCUUCCGAGCUGUGUGCGAGACUCUGUUUUCGCCAUGGCAACUCUGUUGCGAUCUGCAACCACGAUAGGUCUAGCGAGCGACACCCGAUCCACGUCAGGAGCAACACAUCCAGGAGAGAUCUGGGCGCAACAAGCUAGCACGACUAUUAUUAAUCAGAUCAACCGGCCAUCCUUGGAUACUAUUCAUACCCUGCUUAACCUGAUUGCUUACUGGUCUGCAGUGGGUAGAACACAAAAAUGCAGGGAACAUGCUAGUGAGCCCAGUGUCUAGUAUAUCUACCCGAGAGAGCUGUGUUGACCGACCGGUUUGGCAGAAAUGGCGUUGACCUCCAUUCAGCAACUGCGGUUGCAAGGACUAGCCUCGCCUAUCAAUAGGCCCGGUGAACUCGAGCGGUCUUCCUUCUUUGUAGGCAUGAUCAGCCAAUGCCUCACGGAUGACAGUGAAUGGGCAGCUCCCAGCACUCCACUCUCCUUAGACGGCCCAUCGCCGUCCUCCGAAAUCGACCGACAUAGUCCUCUCAGGGGACAGAUAUUGAAAUUCAUUGAACACUGG